GCUGCACCUGAAGGCAGCACAGACAGUUUGCAGACCAGAGGAAGCUGUGUGUGUGUGUGUGUACCUCUGUGUGUGUGUGUUCAUUCAGUGUGAUCAGAGCGUCAUGGAGGGCAGAGGAGGACUGUCAGAUGAGGCUGUGUCUGCAGCCUGUAAGCAGGGAGAUCCCAUCACGAAGGACUACAUGAUGCAGCAGACGAUGCUGAGGGUCAAAGAUCCGGCUAAAUCCCUACACUUCUACACCCGGAUCCUCGGCAUGACUCUGCUGCAGAAGAUCGACUUCCCCUCCAUGCGCUUCACUCUUUACUUUCUGGGUUACGAGGAAAAGUCGGACAUCCCGGGCGACAUCAAGGAGAGGACGGCGUGGACCUUCUCCCGCAGAGCGACUAUAGAGCUCACACAUAACUGGGGGUCAGAGUUAGAUGAAACUAUAUCCUACCACAACGGGAACAACGAACCUCGAGGAUUUGGUCACAUCGGCAUCGCUGUCCCCGACGUCUACGCCGCCUGUAAAGUGUUCGAAGAGCAGAAAGUGACGUUUGUAAAGAAACCAGACUCAGGUAAAAUGAAGGAUCUGGCCUUCAUUCAGGAUCCUGAUGGAUACUGGAUCGAGAUCUUAAGUCCCAACAACAUGGUCUCUCUGAUGACUCCAGAAAACAAAGACCCGGCGGGGACAAAAUAGAGACUUUUUAUUUUACAGGACAAACAUUUGAUACCAUGUUAACGUGUAAACAUUAAAACAUAAUGAAAGUA
This is a messenger RNA of Notolabrus celidotus (New Zealand spotty), 750 nucleotides long. RefSeq names its product lactoylglutathione lyase-like. Bases 104 to 679 code for a protein of 191 amino acids. The record is from RefSeq and is a predicted model, not a curated record. Gene Ontology annotation, molecular function: metal ion binding; lactoylglutathione lyase activity. The transcript is spliced from 6 exons. Lineage: Eukaryota; Metazoa; Chordata; Actinopteri; Labriformes; Labridae.